Messenger RNA from Trypanosoma brucei brucei TREU927, 3435 nucleotides. RefSeq lists its product as hypothetical. Bases 1 to 3435 code for a protein of 1144 amino acids. The record is from RefSeq and is a predicted model, not a curated record. NCBI's taxonomy places the organism in Eukaryota, Euglenozoa, Kinetoplastea, Trypanosomatida, Trypanosomatidae. The transcript has a single exon.
AUGGUCAACCAAACAGCGGGCGAGGAGGCGCGUGUGUUUGUCAACAAUCAGAACACACGCGUUGCUACCGUUACACUUCCGACGCUUACAAAGCGGUCGGGUGGACGAGCACUCGAUGGGGCAACCGAUAAUUCGGAUAGCGAUGGAAGUCGAGAAGAUAUGAGGGAUCUAAAUGGCUAUCAAACUCUUAAGAAUGCGGGAAAGACAUUGUCGUCGAAAGACGUACAUCCGCGGUUGGAGGGUGUCUACCAUCGGGUGAUGCGACAAUUACAAUGGCGUGCAAAUUACGGUAGUGUAGGAACCCCCCCGCUAGGCAUUCGCUUGGGUGUAGAGAGUGAUAAGGACUCUAAGGUACCUGAGAGAACUUUUGAACAAGAGGAGUUAAUGAACUCCAACAUGUCACUUACCUCCACCUUGUUACCUGAAGCAACCCCAAGUUUGGUGAAGAAGCGGCCAUCAUCGCAGUCAGUAGGGAAAAACCUUAUAUUGUCCAGUCCAAUGAAGGGUGACGAGGGUGACGAGGGUGCCUUACUCGCACAGCAGCCCUGCCCAAAGACGUUGCGUCUCAUCGUGGAGGAGGUCACAAAUACUAUUGUGGAGAAGUUAAAAAUAGCACAAAUAGGUUCAAUCAAAUCAUGUCUCUGCCAGGUUUUCGAGAGUCGUGCACUAUUAGACCGGUUGUUGAAGGAGAUACCGUCCUAUUCGCAGUUCCAAGGUGAUGGGGAACGAUUACUGACCCCUAUGAAACUUCAGGAACUCUAUCAAGAGUUCCGUAAACAGCCAACCGUGUUGCCUAACGCAUGUUACGUACGGGAUCCAGUAAAUGGGUCCGUACUUGCUUGCACAGGGGACAUGUGUGCUGCGGCCAAUGACCCUGAGGUACCACCUGUAGAUGAGCAGCCAGUUCCUCAGCAACAAGAACAAGUGGCAGAACAACCGAAAACUCUUAUGUCUUCCCAGUUUACACUUUGUCAACAGUCUGUUUCGCUCACAGGAACUUGGGUGGGUUCAGAAGCGAAGAAACCUCUUCAGAUGAACUUCGCUGAAGCUGCCAUUCCCGCAACUUAUGGAAAAAGCAGCAGGAUUCCGCAAAACGUUGAAUCCCCUUCAAAAAACAAAGCCCCUGACAUGAAGCUUAAGUUUGCACCCCGACCCGCAGCGAUUGUGACGUCUGGAAGCAUACAGCAGGACCUUAGCAGCGAGGUAUCCACCGUAGGACGGGAGGGGGGUGACCUUACGAGGGAACACUCCGCUCCCACCUCUUCGUCAAGAAGCCACUGCACAUCGAAACUUGACACGCAGUAUGCUCCACUAUCUGGCGGUGGUAAACCAAAAGAGUUAUCAGAAGUUGCGAAAUGUCACCAGGAAACACGGUACGUAUCUGUUGGGGUCGUCACAGAUAGCAAUAGCACAACUACGGUGACAUGCGAAAAGUAUGACGAGCUUGUGAGAUAUGUAGAGAGUCUCCACGUUGAUAUUGAGGAGAAGAAGCGAGAAAUAAAAUUGCUAAAGGAGGAACUGAGUGAAGAACAACAGUACACCUCUCGCAAGAAGAAAGUGGUACAAUACCUGCGCGAAACACUUUACAGGGAGUGCUCAGCCUUGCGUUCACAACUUACCAUAGUACAACAAAAACAAAUACAAUAUCAGACUGCACUGAAGGAUCAGCAGCGGUCCUUGACGGGGAUGCAGGCGUCACCCAUAUAUUUUCAGUCACCAGCGGGUGUGUGCGGCGGGGAUCGAAAGCGGAACAAUAGCUUCUCUCGGGGUGAGUUUUGGCGACCACCCUCCUCUGGGGUGUCAAGGCCGGGUGCAUACGAGAGUUCUCGUGGGCUGAACAACAGCGCAAGUGAUCUCACGCGUCGUCCGACCCCGGGUUCGGCACAAAGUCACAGGCGACAUGGAACGCACAGCGAUGAAAACGACGAAAAUGCCUCAGUAGACGACCCGUCCACUGACAUUGGAAGUAGUUACACAACUCGAAACAUGAACGCCUACGAUGGUCGCGGUGGUGGGCUGAACAGGUCUAUGAGUAUGACCCGUGACGUAAUAUCCAUUGACUGCACAGCCGUUCAGAGUCUUCUCGACCUUGUCCUGCUGGCGGUGGAAAAUGAUCAAGUACUUCCUGCUUCUGCAUCAAAGGCAAGGAACGCGAACAUGGAAAUCAUUGGGAAGGCAAUGGUUACCGAUCCGGAAACUUCUGAGAGAAGAGCACGGAAGCAUUUUGAGCUCGUGCAGCGGAAGAUGAAGGAGAACUACGCGCGAAGUCGAGGGGAAUUAUUGGCUGCACUCAACACAAAGGAGAGGGAGAUAACGAAGAUAAAAAAUGCAACGGACAAGCAGUAUUUGGAAAAGUUUCUGAGGGAACAAGUUGACGAACUGAGAAGUAGCUACCGCCGCAUUCGCAGGGCCACGGUUGAAAAUUUGAGUGAACUAUGGAAUUCUGUGUAUUUAAUGAUGGAUGGUAUCCUCAACAGGGCCACCGUUGUAGAUGCCUCUCUACGGGACAAUGAAAAGCUUUAUACUUCCUUUACCGCUUUGCAAGAUCUUGUCUCCGCUGGCACCAGCCUAAUUGGUCCAAUGCUCACCACUGAGUACGGUAGGGGUUAUCAUCCAUGGCCGCUGAAGUUGCGCAACACUAGCGAACCAUUUCGCGUUAUGCUUCGCGCGCGCUACGGUGAAACGCAACUACAGCCCAUACAUGAGGAAAUGAGUGCGUUUAAUGACCUCUAUGUGAAUGCGCAUCAGUACGUCACGCGGAAUCACGUGGUUCCGCAACUGAAGCGUCCGGCCGUUGGACCAACCUUACGGCAGCUCUGUGCACUACUGGUGUUGAACUCCGCGACAACAAAUGAGGUAUGGCAGCAAGUAAGCGAGAAGUAUGGUCGUGAAAAGAAUCUACAGCGCCAUAUUGCACUGCUUAACUUUUCACUCGUCUCUCUUAUGUAUCGCCAGCGUGUGCUGGCUGACCGAUCCGCAGCUGCAUUGCGGGAGGCGGGAAUGGAUAUGAAGUUAAUUGGUCUUCCUGUACAGCGUAGAGUCAACAGAAUCGCAGAGGAGCUGCACAAAGUGAUCGCCGAACGCUCAACGGUCAGACGGCAGCGAGUGGAUAAUGCCCGUGACGUUUACCGCAUAUGGAAGGCAACCCAAAUAAAUAUUUAUGAAGGGUAUGCCACUCCAGCGAUGCCUCCGCGCCUCACUUUGGUUCGUUGCGACGCGCGAGGUGCAGCGGAUUUAGGGCCAUUCACUCCGCACUUGAGGGGGGAAAGCAAUGCGGAACCCCAUCUGCACAUGACGACGGAUUCGCGGAGAGCUAUGCACGAAUUGAUCAACCGAGAGGGCGCGGAUGACGUUUUGGGAUCUGAUGGAAUCUCCCAUGCCUCCACUAGUGCUAUUUUAUCCCCCACUGCCGCUGCUGCGGAGACUAACGAAUAA